Sceloporus undulatus (fence lizard) is the source of this 2255-nucleotide messenger RNA. It is a transcript of the gene NUDT13, whose product is annotated as nudix hydrolase 13. Lineage: Eukaryota; Metazoa; Chordata; Lepidosauria; Squamata; Phrynosomatidae. The transcript is spliced from 10 exons. Bases 78 to 1112 code for a protein of 344 amino acids. Gene Ontology annotation, molecular function: hydrolase activity. The record is from RefSeq and is a predicted model, not a curated record.
AGAGUCAAAUCCGUUUUGAUCAAUGUGAAAUGCUUCCUGCUGGUGGAAACUGACUUGCUUUUGAAAACAAACAUAGGAUGGCAGUAGCUUUGGUGUAUAGGAUGGGAUAUAGAAGCACAUCCUUGUUAUGUUGCAGGUUCAAUUCAACCUAUGUCAGGAGAAUGAGAUACCUGUUCGAGUUAAAAGAAAAUGAUAAUGCUUGUCGUCAGGCCUACAAUUCAGGCAGUUUCUUCCUGUUUUACAAUUGCUCCCCCUUUUUGCGACGAAAGGAAAAAAAGUUCUGGGCCCCAAAGAUAAAUGCAGCAGAAAUUAAAGAGAUUUUGGUGGAAUUUAGACAGGAUGAACAGAGGAUAGAGGAGUCCAUGCUUGUUGGCUGUUCGGAGGAAUGUGCACCAUAUUUUGCUCUGGAUCUAGGAUGGUUGGACAAAGCUUCCAUUGAAUCGAAACUCAAUGGAUCAUUUGCAGACUUUCGGAAGGCUUUCUUCCAAUUAGAAGAAGAUGUAUCUUUGAUUUCCACGGCACACGCUCUCCUUCGCUGGCAUGAAAACAACAAGUACUGCAGCAAAACUGGACAGCCCACGAUGAAGAAUCUGGCUGGAAACAAACGAGUUUGUGACAGCAGUGGAAUAAACUAUUAUGCACAGAUGUCUCCAGUGGUUAUAACUUUGGUAUCUGAUGGGAAUCGAUGCCUUCUUAUACGGCAAGCAACAUUUCCCAAAGGGAUGUAUAGUGCUUUGGCUGGUUUCUGUGACGUAGGAGAGACUCUAGAAGAAACAGUUCGCCGGGAAGUUGCUGAAGAGGUGGGGUUAGAGGUGACAUCUUUGUGGUAUUCUGCUUCUCAGCACUGGCCAUUCCCACAUGGCUGCCUAAUGAUGGCUUGCCAUGCCCUGGUGCUUCCACAGCAGAGUGAGAUUAGUAUCAACAAACAGGAACUUGAAGCUGCCAGAUGGUUCAGCCAUGAGGAGGUGGUGGAAGCCCUUGGAAGGCAGCCCAGGCCUUCCAGCGAAAAGGAUGACAACCUCUCUGUUUGGGUACCACCUAAGCAAGCCAUAGCCCAUCAGUUGAUCCAGGAAUGGGUUAAGAAACAUGCUUCUCCACUUUCUCACACUUAACUAUUCAGCUGUUUACUGUUACAGUUUGUCUCAAAGGUGCUAUAGAAUCUCUUUCCUCAAGAUCAACAGGUAUUUUGGUCCAACUGAAAUUGAAUUGGCUCACAGAGAUUCGCCUCCUUUGGAUCCAGAGCAUCCUUUAUCAUAAGUUUGUAAAAUGAACUGUUCAGAUUUGUUUCAUCUGUGAGGGUAUGCUGUGAUUCAAGCAUGACCCAUUUUCACAUAUAGUAGCUAUUGAUGUUGACAGAGAUAAAAUGGGUUGUGCAAGCAUUUUAGAUCUCUUGAGAGCAGUUAAGAGCAGCUGUAAUUUUUUGUUUCUUAUACAACAUUUCCCCUCCAGGGAUGUAUUUUGUUCCAACUGACGGGGGGGAUUUGAAUCUUGCAGUGAAUGCUAGUUUCCCCCCAGCACACAUUCUGCUAACAUGUCUUUAUGAAUUGUCCCCUCUUUGAACCAAGAUGAAAUUAGGGUUUUACUGGUACGCAAAAUAAAGUUAAAUAAGCUAGACACAGCCUGAGAAAGCAUAUAAAUGAAAGAGAAAGAAAUUAUACUAACAGUUAAUCUUAAAAACAACUCCUCCAGUUUAUAAAAGAAACACUACCUAGCUGGUCCUUAUUCCGAGAGGGAAACUGGGUAGUUAAAACCUUGUCAGCCCAUGCUUAUUUUGAACGAUACGUGAAACUAUGACUCGAUACUGAAGCCUUUACUCUUCAGAAAGCUACUCUUUAAAGUAUCUAAUGGCAAUCUAUAAUUUGGGAUGCAUAAUCAUGGGAUGGUGGGAGGUGCCCUGAACCUCUGUAUUUCACAUACUGUCUUUGGCUGCCACUAUUGUAGAGGAAUGAAAAUCCACGAUUUCAUAUUAUAAGUGCUUCAAGACAAACCAGAACUCUUCCAAGUAUGCAUUUCCUUUUUGGCAUGUUGAGAUAUCCUCAGAUCUAAACCAUAAGUUAAAUUUCAUGGAAGGAGUAUCUUUGCUUUUUUGAAGGCAUGGCUGGCUAAAGAGGAGAGGCAAAAUUCCUUUGGUGAGCUUCCUCACUUUCAUUUAUGUUAGGAUCAAAGACCAUACAGCUACUGUAUACUAUGUAAUAGUGUUGGACAUUAAAUGACUUAAUGAGAAUAUGAGUAAAGUACAUUCUGCUUCAAAUUUU